CUACGUAGCAAAAUAUCGGAUUUAGAAUGGUUUUAAAUUUUUUAUUUACCAAGAAUAAAUUAUCUACGGUUCUACUUGAAUCUGUGCGGAAUGCCAGUAAGAAGACUGGCGGCAGCACGAAAAAUACUAAUUGCAAAGUGAAACCGAAGCACAGAGGAUGGAAGAAACAGGAUGGUCAUACUGUGCAGGCAGGCAACAUACUUGCGACACAGAGGACUCCUAGGUUUCAUCCUGGACUUAAUGUUGGAUUUGGUCGCAACGGCACACUGUUUGCCAUGGAGCCCGGUAAAGUGGUUGUAACAUGUGAGAGAUUUGAUCCUAACUGGGAGCACACAUGGGUCCAGCGGGUCUAUGGAGGCCGGGAACAACAGACCAUCUACAAGAAAUACUUUAAUGUUAUACCUGAACCACAGCAUCAGAGGUUCAAGCUGGUUGAUGAAGUGUAAAUCAUUUAAUAUUCUUCUGUAAACAGUUUAUAUAGUAAUAUAGAAUUUGAGCUUAGUGUUGCAGUU
Messenger RNA from Cydia amplana, 512 nucleotides. It is a transcript of the gene mRpL27, whose product is annotated as large ribosomal subunit protein bL27m. The record is from RefSeq and is a predicted model, not a curated record. Gene Ontology annotation, biological process: translation. The transcript has 3 exons. Gene Ontology annotation, molecular function: structural constituent of ribosome. Bases 27 to 446 code for a protein of 139 amino acids. Lineage: Eukaryota; Metazoa; Arthropoda; Insecta; Lepidoptera; Tortricidae. Gene Ontology annotation, cellular component: ribosome; mitochondrial large ribosomal subunit.